Zygotorulaspora mrakii is the source of this 1581-nucleotide messenger RNA. It is a transcript of the gene ACH1, whose product is annotated as acetyl-CoA hydrolase. Gene Ontology annotation, biological process: acetate metabolic process. Bases 1 to 1581 code for a protein of 526 amino acids. Gene Ontology annotation, cellular component: mitochondrion. Gene Ontology annotation, molecular function: acetyl-CoA hydrolase activity; acetate CoA-transferase activity. Lineage: Eukaryota; Fungi; Ascomycota; Saccharomycetes; Saccharomycetales; Saccharomycetaceae. The transcript has a single exon. The record is from RefSeq and is a predicted model, not a curated record.
AUGACUAUCUCACGGUUACUGAAGGAGAGAAUUAGAUACGCGCCCUACCUUUCUAAGGUAAAGGACGUAAAGGAAUUGAUACCGCUGUUCAAGGAUGGACAGAAUAUUGGCUGGUCUGGUUUCACCGGCGUGGGCGCGCCGAAGGCUGUUCCGGAGGCGUUGGUGAAGCACGUUGAAGAGAACAAUCUGCAGGGCAAGUUAAGAUUCAAUCUUUUUGUCGGGGCGUCAGCAGGGCCGGAGGAGUGUCUUUGGGCCGAGCACGACAUGAUCUCGAGAAGAGCUCCGCAUCAGGUCGGUAAACCGAUUUCGAAAGCCAUCAACGCCGGGAAAAUCAGUUUCUUUGACAAGCACUUGUCGAUGUUCCCGCAGGAUCUGACUUACGGCUUUUAUACAAGGAAUAGAACGGAUAAUAAAAUUCUGGAUUACACGAUCAUUGAGGCAACGGCAAUAAAGGAGGACGGCUCGAUUGUUCCAGGGCCGUCUGUGGGUGGCUCGCCGGAGUUCAUCACGGUGAGUGAUAAGGUGAUAAUCGAGGUUAAUACAGCCACGCCUUCGUUUGAGGGUCUCCAUGAUAUUGACAUGCCGUUAAAUCCACCUUUUAGGCAGCCGUACCCGUACGUAAAAGUGGAUGACAAAUGCGGUGUUGAUUCUAUACCAGUUGACCCAGAAAAGGUCAUUGCUAUAGUGGAAUCGACUGAAAUGGAUAAGGUUCCGCCAAACACACCCUCUGACGGUAUGUCGAAGGCGAUUGCGAAUCACCUAGUAGAGUUCUUCAGAGAUGAGGUAAAGCAUGGGAGACUACCGGAGAAUUUGCAUCCUUUACAAAGUGGCAUCGGCAAUAUUGCAAAUGCCGUCAUUGAAGGGCUAACGGACGCAAAGUUCAAACAUUUGAAUGUUUGGACAGAAGUCCUGCAAGAUUCUUUCCUAGAUUUAUUCGACAACGGCUCGUUAGACUAUGCUACGGCAACCUCCGUCAGACUGACUGAGAAGGGUUUCGAAAGACUGUUCAACGAUUGGGAUAACUACAAACAUAAACUUUGUCUAAGGUCUCAAGUUGUUUCCAACAAUCCGGAGAUGAUCCGUCGUUUAGGUGUGAUUGCAAUGAAUACACCGGUUGAAAUCGAUAUAUAUGCCCAUGCAAACUCAACGAAUGUCAAUGGCUCCCGUAUGUUGAAUGGAUUAGGUGGCUCAGCAGAUUUUCUAAGAAAUGCAAAAUUAUCUAUAAUGCACGCACCAUCAGCAAGACCUACUAAGGUUGAUCCAACAGGUAUUUCGACAAUCGUGCCAAUGGCUUCGCACGUUGAUCAAACAGAACAUGAUCUUGAUGUUGUUGUGACAGAUCAAGGUUUAGCAGAUUUGAGAGGUUUAGCGCCAAGAGAAAGAGCUCAUGUAAUUAUUGAUAAUUGUGCUCAUCCUGAUUAUAAAGAUUUGUUAAACGACUAUUUGGAAAGAUCAGAGCAUUAUGCUCGUAAACAUUCUUGCUUACAUGAACCACAUAUGUUGAAGAAUGCUCAUAAAUUUCAUACAAAUUUAAUAGAAAGAGGAACAAUGAAAGUUGAUUCCUGGGAUCCAGUGGAGUGA